CAGCACAUUUUACAUUACCCAAAUAGACACUUACACAGAGACACAAGCGAGCGCAUACGUCAGGAGAACGGUGUUGACGUUGGAGUUAGUGGUGGUGCUGUGAUCAAUAAGUGGGUGCGAGGAGGUGUCAGGAGUUAUUGUCAACAGCGGAAAAGGCUGUCAACGCUAUUUUUCGUCGAUCCAGUACCCGUGUCAAAAUAUCAGCAGCAGCACCUGAAGGAAAAAAAGGACCUGGCGCGCCCGUUUGGCCAGGACAACGGGAUGUCCCUUGAUCAGUACCUGAAAAGCUUCCUCGAGACGCUCUGGUGGCAGGAAGCCAAGGUGACGGCUGGCGAUGAUGUCUUCCAGAGGGAAUUUGACUCCUUACGCAGGCAAAGCACACCAGCUGGUGAGAAGAACGCUCAGGAAGCGCUCAAAAACGUCAACAGGCCUAAAAACCGUUACAAAGAUAUCGUACCCUUUGAUUAUGCCAGGGUCGUACUCUCACAAUACCCGGGUGUACCCGGCAGCGAUUACGUAAACGCAUCUUUAAUACGAGGAGCUUCGGGCUCCUCCAGGGCAUAUAUUGCAGCCCAAGGACCACUGCCCCAUACAGUCACUGACUUCUGGCGAAUGAUAUGGGAAUUCAACGUGAGCGUCAUCGUCAUGACCUGUAACGAAAUCGAGGGAGAUCGCUACAAGUGUGAAAAGUAUUGGCCUGAUCAAAUUGGCGAACGUCAACAGCACGGGAAUGUGUCGGUGACACUGGAAGGCUGGAAACAAGUGUGUCCUGAUUUCCUGGUACGUACUCUGCGAGCUCGAUGUGGUCAAACUACACGAACUAUUCGCCAGUUUCACUACACGACAUGGCCCGAUCACGGAGUACCUGCGAUUAUAUCGCCCAUUAUCGAACUUGUACGUCUCGUGCGGGACUGCCAACCGAGCGAGGCGCUCCCGGUCCUAGUGCAUUGCUCGGCUGGCUGCGGCCGGACAGGAACCUUCUGCGCCAUCGACUACGUCCACGGCCUCGUCCGUUACGGCAAACUAAACAGCAAUUUGAGCCUAUUCAAAAUCAUUCAAGAAAUGCGCCAACAGCGUGUAGCUAUGGUUCAAACGCGCGAUCAGUACGUUUUGGUUCAUAAGGUUGUCGGCGCCUUAUUUGAGCAACAGCUCAAACUUCUUGAUUCACACAUCUAUCAGAACAUUGAUACGCUACUACAGAGUCGUGGAAGCAGUACAGCUGAAUCACCUGGUCGCCUAGAACGCAGCAAGUCUAUGGGAUCUCUGGAAGGAAGACUCGUCGGAAAAGCUACCGUCAUUCGAAGAGCACAACAGCCGAACGGACAGCAGGCGUCGAGUGGAAGACUGUUUGGAGCUACCCUCAUUCCUAAGGGACAUGAACGUGUUGAGCGGGCCGCUCCUACUGAUAUGAACAACCAAGGUCAUGAUAAUAAUGCAAACCACCAAAUGCACAUACAGCCGAGCAUGGAGGAUGAACUGAUGAAAACCCGGCGAACAUCUUCGGGCACAUUGUGGACCCAGGUCUGAGGUUGCGAGGAGUUUGUCUAACGCACAUCUUCACCUGAAUUCCCGAAAUGCUUUGGUGAAAAGACGAUUUAAUCACAUUAGUGUCGCUAAUUUCAAAGACUUAUCAAGUCAACAUGUUCCAAUACAGACGGUCAUACAUACGUGAAGACCUUCUGUAUCCAUAACGACGCUAUUAAUUCGUUCCAUUUACAUUUAAUACACACUGUCACUUCUCUUUUUCGUAAGUGGUUGAUUAGACUAACUACCAACAUAAUCCGUUGAGGAAACGCGCGCUAACCUAAUUUACCUUCAAUGCGCCCCCCACUCGCUAAGCAUCAAUGUUUUACUACGAAUUGCUCAAAUACCAUCUCUGAAUACGGUGGUUUGUAAAAUCGAGCAUCUGUUACCGCCGUCUACUCACGUAUGGCUGAUACUGUUAAGUCCAAAAGUAUUUGCUUAUUAGAUUACUGGAUCAUUUUUCAUUAGUACUGCGUCUUUAUGCCUCAGGGCACUAAUCAGUUAAUCAUUUACAAUAUCACAACGCACCCGUUAACUUACUCACUCAGAGAGAAGACAAGAAUCCUAACAUCUUUUACUAUGCAUAACCACUAACAUCACUAUUCAGUGUAUCGAGCAUAUAUGUAUGUACUAUAUGAAUCUAUUAUGCGUCAGUGAUUAAUCGACCCCAGACGAAGAAAGGCACUCCCACUCGCAACCUCGAUCCUGAAUCGGCUACGUUUCAUCGCCAAAUGAAUGAUGUUGAGCUCCCUCUGUCUUGUUAGUGCAUUAGUGACGCGGCGUAUAGUUCAAUAAUAUCAAAAACAUUGAACACAGAUGAAUAAUACUCGAGUCACUUAACUGUGACAACGUGAUAAUGGCCAAACGUUCUGUCCUAGCUUUUAUCUGUUAAUUCAGUGAACAAUCCAUUUCGCUUCAAUGCACUAGCUUCUUUACCUCAUACUACAUAUUGGCAAAUCAUUGUUGUUUAAUCUAUCACGGAGGUGUUGCGGCCAUCUUCUUAAUGCUGGCCGUUCUAGAGCGAUAGGAAUAACUAAGCCAAAUUGUUAUGUGCACAAACCAGGAAACGUUGCCGUCGACGACGCUAUCCGUCUAUCCAUCCGAACUGGACAGAAUCUCUAUACCCUUCGCCAUAGACGUGACAUGUGAGGAUCCCUAUAAUUAUGUAGGAUGGUACCUUUUAUCGUAGAUCAUGCGAGACAUACAAAAGGAGAAGGCGAAGGUACUUUUCUGCGAACGAACAUGGCUGGUUACAAUGAAGAGCCGCCGCCGUACAGUCUGACUUCACUGCGACUUUUUUCAAAAAUAGCGGGCAACUGUCAACAAGCUCACUGGACAGUGUCUGUGUCGGCCACGUGUUUUUCUAGCGUUUCAUCUUUUACCUGUUUCUAGAAUUUACUAUUCUGUAAGACAAGCUUUUUAUUACUCAUGCCCAUCCUUAUACCUCGGUUAAAUCGAGGACAUCACUUCAAUUGCUAUAUUAGAAUAAUCGCCGUAAUAAUCGCGCACGUACUUUGAAAAGAGCACAUCCUUUCUGCUCGCUUGCUAUGUUAAACAAGUCCGUUGUAGCAAGACUUGAAUUGAUAUAGUAGCCGGUAAUGCAUAGGACUGACCGGAUCAAAACGAUUUUAUAUAGGAACAAGUUUAUCAGUAUAGAAUUACGGAAAUGUCUAUAUUAUUAUAAUGCUGACUUAAGCGAACACUUAGUCAUUGAGGUAUAUAACGCGAAAUGCGGUAGCUAACAUAAAUUUCACAUAUAUAUAUAUAUAUAUAUAUAUAUAUAUAUAUAUAUAUAUAGGGCAUACGGGCGUUAUUGUCAACAUGACCGACACGUAUAGUGCAUUUAUUCUCGAUACCUUGUAAAAAUGAUAAAAAUGAAUAUAUAGUAAUACCUAAAUUACUUUGAUAUCUGUGACAAAAUAUAAAAUGCGCGAAAUUAAUGAAAAUCAUUCAGCCUAUGUGGCGUGUCCGAGUGGUCAGAGAAUGUAGCGGUAGAUAAAUAGCUGUUAUCGAUUAAACAUGUUUGUACAGUAAGAACUUUAGCUGGCUGGUUGGCUAUUGAAAAACGAAAAGCUUACUUAUCGAAAGAAUCAUUGUUAUAUCCGAGUACGAAGUAUUAGAUCAUUAUUAUUAUUGCACGAAUGAGUGAGGGGAAAUUAUGUGAGGGUAUACAAUACCAUAACUACCUCCGUGAAGGAAGAGGAGCGUUUAUAACAAACACAGACAAUAGCGCGUUUAUAGAAAAACAAAGUCGAUAUAUGAAAUGCGUAUUCGAAUUCUGUUAGUACACGACACUGUACUUGCUUUAGCACAAAUAUCUGAAGCAAACAAACUUUAUAUAUGGCCUAUGCUGUCUUCUGUAGAAGCACGCUAGCAUCUAAUCAUUUAUUAUAGAUGUAAUUAAUGAAUGUAUUUAUACACAUUCCUCUUUUGCCUGUCUGGUAUUAUCCCACCAUUGCUAUCAUGUUAUAAAUUCAAGUAGUGGUUUGUGACUCCGACAGAGACCAAUACACUCAGCUUCAAGCAGAAGGGUACUUUGCAAAGGUUAAAAUGGAUGCAGGGACAAGCGAAACCCGAGCGACUAAGAAUGGUAUGGUACCAUCUGUAGUCCCAUGUAAUGCUCCUGACCGCCAACUUUUGCGUGGUUGACUCGGGUAAUCAGAGUACUUACGUUCAACGGUGAUUGUCACAUGCCAACACCAAACGUUGCUAUGCCAGCAACGUUUCAACAGGUUGAUCUUAAUUUAUUUUGUACAUACAAUGUAUAACCUAAGUUAAUAUAUAA
Messenger RNA from Varroa destructor (honeybee mite), 4309 nucleotides. RefSeq names its product tyrosine-protein phosphatase non-receptor type 12-like. Lineage: Eukaryota; Metazoa; Arthropoda; Arachnida; Mesostigmata; Varroidae. The record is from RefSeq and is a predicted model, not a curated record. Gene Ontology annotation, biological process: protein dephosphorylation. Gene Ontology annotation, cellular component: nucleus; cytoplasm. Gene Ontology annotation, molecular function: non-membrane spanning protein tyrosine phosphatase activity.